Vombatus ursinus (common wombat) is the source of this 6204-nucleotide messenger RNA. It is a transcript of the gene TBC1D8B, whose product is annotated as TBC1 domain family member 8B. The record is from RefSeq and is a predicted model, not a curated record. NCBI's taxonomy places the organism in Eukaryota, Metazoa, Chordata, Mammalia, Diprotodontia, Vombatidae. Bases 69 to 3443 code for a protein of 1124 amino acids. The transcript is spliced from 21 exons.
CCGGGCUCAGGGCAGCCAGCUCUGCCGAGGAGGGGGUGGCCGGGGGGAGCUGGCCAGGACGGUCCACAAUGUGGCUCAAGCCGGAGGAGGUGUUGCUCAAGAACGCGCUCAAGCUGUGGCUCCUGGAACGGGCCAACGACUACUUCGUGCUGCAGCGGCGCCGGGGCUACGGGGAGGAAGGCGGCGGCAGCGGGGGGUUCACAGGCCUUCUGGUUGGGACACUUGAUUCAGUCUUAGACUCAACUGCUAAAGUGGCUCCAUUUCGCAUCCUCCAUCAGACACCAGGUUCUCAGGUUUAUUGGUCCAUCGCAUGUGGAGCCAGCAGAGAAGAAAUCUACAAGCACUGGGAGUGGUUGGAACAAAAUGUCAUGAAGACCUUAUCUGUGUUUGACUCAAAUGAAGAUAUUACUAGUUUUGUGCAUGGAAAGAUAAGAGGACUGAUUGCCGAAGAGGGAAAAGAUUGUCUCGUAAAAGGUGACGAUCCUGAGAAGUUUCGAGAAGCUCUCAUGAAAUUUGAGAAAUGCUUUGGUUUAGCCAAACAAGAGAAAUUGGUGACCUAUUAUUCAUGCAGUUAUUGGAGAGGACGAGUUCCUUGCCAGGGAUGGCUCUAUCUUAGCUCCAACUUUCUGAGUUUCUAUUCUUUUUUGUUGGGAUCAGAAAUCAAACUUGUUAUCUCCUGGGAUGCCAUCUCCAAACUUGAAAAAACAUCAAAUGUCCUUCUCACCGAGAGUAUCCAUGUGUGUUCCCGGGGGGAAGAUUACUACUUUUCAAUGUUUUUGCACAUUAAUGAAACAUUCCUUCUCAUGGAGCAACUGGCCAACUAUGCAGUAAGAAGACUUUUUGACAAGGAGACGUUUGAAAAUGACCUAGUCCUCAAUGAUCCUCUUAAAAUCACCAAAAGAACAAUGGAGAACCUGGCGCGCAGUGAGCAAUUCAGUUCAUUUUUUAGGCUCCCCAAAGAAGAAAACCUUAAAGAAGUACACGAAUGUUUCUUACGGAUACCAUCGAGCCACUUGAACGCUCAUGGGAAAAUGUGUAUUUUUGAAAACUACAUCUGCUUUACCAGUCAGGACGUCAGUCUCUGCAGUGUAGUCCUUCCACUAAGAGAGGUCCUUGCUGUAGACAAGGUGGAUGACUCUAGCCAAUCAGUCAUCAUUAGCAUCAAAGGAAAGAAAGCCUUUCGAUUCUCUGACAUCAGAGACUUUAAGCAGCUUGUGGCAAAACUGAGACUUAUAGGUGGAGCAGCUUCCAUUCUGCAGCAGGAUGUUAGCACUGAGCCCGUGCCCAGUCCUGACCCUGGGAGCUCAGGGCAGUCUUCUAAGGGGCCCUCUCUAAUGGGACAGAAAGAUUCCAGCAAGACUGUGAACACACAAGCUUUAAUGACAGAAUUUCACCCUCAAGAUUUGGAGAAUCUUGAUUCCAAAAUGCUGAAAGAAAAGAUGAAGGAACAAUCAUGGAAUAUACUCUUUGUGGAAUAUGGCCGUGGCGUUAGCAUGUUUCGGACAAAAAAGACUCGAGACUUGGUUGUAAGGGGUAUUCCUGAGACUUUAAGAGGAGAACUAUGGUUGCUUUUUUCAGGUGCUAUUAAUGAUAUGGCUACCAAUCCUGGCUAUUAUGCUGACAUGGUUGAGUUGUCCUUAGGGACAUAUACAGUAGCUACUGAUGAAAUUGAACGUGACUUGCGUCGCUCCCUACCUGAGCAUCCUGCCUUUCAAAGCGACAUGGGCAUAUCUGCAUUGAGGCGGGUACUCACAGCAUAUGCAUACCGGAACCCCAGAAUUGGCUACUGUCAGGCAAUGAACAUUUUGACAUCAGUGUUGCUUCUAUAUGCAAAAGAAGAAGCCGCUUUUUGGCUCCUGGUUGCUGUGUGUGAACGGAUGCUGCCUGAUUAUUUUAAUCACCGGAUUAUUGGUGCCUUGGUGGAUCAGGCAGUCUUUGAGGAACUGAUCAGAGAGCACCUUCCUCAGCUGACGGGUCACAUGAGUGACAUGACCUUCUUUUCCUCGAUCUCCCUCUCCUGGUUCCUCACCCUCUUCAUCAGUGUGCUUCCUAUUGAAAGUGCCGUGAAUGUCGUGGACUGUUUCUUCUACGAUGGCAUAAAGGCCAUCUUACAGCUGGGAUUGGCGGUGCUUGACUAUAACAUGGAACAAUUGCUUACGUGUAAAGACGAUGCCGAAGCUGUCACAGUGUUAAACAGGUUCUUCGACAAUGUCACCAACAAGGACAGCCCAUUGCCUUCGACUGUUCAACAGGGUUCAUCUACAAGUGAUGACAAAAGCCAUCAGACCAAAGUGGACAUUACAGAUUUGAUUAGAGAAGCGAAUGAGAAAUACGGUGAUAUUCGCUACGAGGAUGUGUAUAGCAUGCGCCGGAGAAGUCGGCUGUAUGUGAUCCAGGUGCUUGAAGAAACCACAAAGCAGAAUGUGCUCCGGGUUGUAUCACAGGAUGUCAAAUUCAGCCUUCGUGAAUUAGAAGAGCUUUAUGACAUCUUUAAGAGAGAGCACUUUUUGUCUUGUUAUUGGAAUUUGACCAGCACUGCCUUGAGGCACCACAACCCCAGCUUACCGUACUUGGAGCAGUAUCAGAUUGACUGCCAGCAGUUCCGAAUACUAUAUCAUCUCUUGAGCCCCUGGGCUUAUUCUGCCAACCGGGACUGCUUGGCACUCUGGACCUUCAGAUUACUGGAUGAAAACUCCGACUGCCUUAUCAACUUCAAAGAAUUCUCCUGUGCAUUUGAUAUCCUAUAUAAUGGAAGUUUUACUGAGAAGCUUAAGCUGCUUUUCAAGCUGCAUAUUCCACCAGCUUUUACUGAAGUGGAGUCUGUGAGCCCUUCAAAAGGAGAUCAACUUUCCAAGGAUGAACUUCUCCGCUUCAGCCAGUUCCACGUUUCCUUAUCUGCACACGGACAGGAAGUAGGAUCAGCGAAAGGCAGCCCAGAGAAAGGCAGGGGGAAACUCGAUGUUCAGGAGUAUCUAAAACAAUGGCAAGACGAGCUUCUCAAAAAAGAAGAAAACAUUAAGGAUUUACCCAGAAUGAAUCAGGUGCAAUUUAUUCAGCUCUCGAAGACCUUUUAUAAUUUGUUCCACGGGCAUCCUGAAGAGGAAGAGUUAUACCAGGCCAUUGCAGUUGUGACCAGCCUCUUGCUCAGAAUGGAAGAAGUGGGGAGGAGGUUGCAUGGCACAAUGUCACCCACCAAAGAAAAGGCCAGUGACUGCGCCUCCACAGCGGACCCUGGGAAUAGCACCACCUCUCAGACUACCGAGGCAGCAGAGAAGCCCUCCCCACUUAAAGAGGAACACCAGUGGUCUUUUGCUUUCGAGCAGAUCCUUGCAUCAUUGUUAAAUGAGCCUGUCAUAGUGAGGUUUUUUGAAAAGCCAGUAGAUGUCCAAGCCAAGUUAGCAGAUGCAAAAGCCUCCCAGCAGAGUUCUAGAACCAGGGUAUAAUUUACCAGCAUGGAAUCCAUUUUUACCAAGGAUUGCCUGAAGUGUACCAGGGUCCAUCUAGCUCAUUCCCUGUGAUCCCUGGGAGCAAACCUCAGGGAUUUAGCUUUAUGUGGCACAGAUCUAUUUGAAGGAAACCAAGGUACCCCAAAGCACAAUUCCAUUCUUCUUUAUAAUAGUCUUAACUUUUAAUAUUCAUAAUGACAAGCACUUUUUAUAUAACAUUUUACUUCAUCUGCACUAUCCUAAGAAAUCUUGUUCAUGUCACCCCUAGAGGGCACCACCAAACCACUCAAUUUAAAAAAAAAUGACUUACUAAUAGUUACCUAUGAAGUAGUGUUGGAAUCUUCAAGUUUGCUCUUGUGUUUGGAUACUAGUGAUGCUGCUUUGUCAAAUUGACAGCCCCUUGUUUUGAAUUCUGUAUGUGUAUGUGCCUCAGUCUUGUGUAGAUGUUAAAGUGCUUUAGAGAAUAGAGCCUUUUGAGCCUUAAUUGUCCAAGGAACGUUGCCAUUCGGAGGUUUUGUGUUCAAGUCUUAACUGAGUGACUAUAAUUAAUUAAUUUUUUUUUUUAGUUUAUCCAAUAUUAUCUUCUAAUGAUUGGUUCUGGAGGGACUUCCAACAUCAGUCCAGGUGCAGAAGCCAUCUCUUUUCCUUCCUGCAUCCUUUUCCUCCUUUAUGGCAGUGUGGCGUAAUGGACAGAGAAUUGGCCUGGGAGCCAGAAAGACCUGGGUUCCUCCGACACAUAGUGGCUGUGUGACCUUGGGCAAGUUCCUUAACCCCUCAAUGUUCUAGGUAACUCUAAGUCUCUAAGAUGCAGAGAAGAUGCUGACCUGCAUUGGCAAAGGGGCUUUCCUUGCUUGGGAGUUACCUAUACCAGUGAAAUAACAGGUAUGGUCCCUAUCCCAUGCCCCCUCCUUCACAGUCUGUUUUAGAUCUUGAAGCCCAGCAUUAAUUUCCUGUUAGCAAGAUGGAACAGAGAGGAGGAAGAGAUUUGUUUCUUUGCUCUAAAGGCUGAAGAGGCUGUCUCAGAAAGCAUUUGUGUGUCCAGCCCCUUAGAGGAGUUUGCACUUUGCUGAUUAUAAAGGGGAACUCGUAAGAGUUUUAUUCUCCUGCUUUUGUGCACAUGAAAGAACAAAAGUUAUUGACAGAUGUAUCUGAUGGGACAUGUAAUAUUCCACGUCUGUUCUCUAGACCAAGAUUGAUCACAUUAACUGUGUGACCUUGGACAAGUCUCACAUCCUCCCUUUGUUUACUCUUCCAUACAGUAAAAGAACUGGACUAAAUGAUCUCUACGGGCCCUUUGAGCUCUGAGAUUCUAGGAUUCUGUCUCUGCUGCUAAUGAAGAUGAAGAACUUCCUUUUCCCCCUACAAAUUGUGUUUUCUGCCUUUUGUUUUUACAUCCCCUACAUUUCCCGAUGACUCCACUCUCCCCUCACAAGGAGCCAUCCCUUAUAAUAAAGGGGGAAAAAACAGUUCCACAAAAAGAAUCCACAGAAAAUAGCCAGUUUGUAUGCAGAAUUACCAGCAUCCACUUCAAACACUGGGCUCUUACCAGAUGAACUUAGACAGGCUCAGAUUAGGCUGGGAGAAUGAAAACCCUUUGAAAUCUGAAAGAUCAAAGCUGUGCUCAUCAUAUCUUCCCUGCUCCCUGGCUCUGACCAGGCUCAUUCUUUCAUAAUCAGUCAUUAGAAUGAUUUCUCUUCGAAGAGCUUUGGUCUUAGCCAUUUCACACAUUCAGAUGGCAAAAAAAAAAAUACUAAUAAUAAUAACUGGUGUUUCUAUAGUGCUUUAAAGUUUGCCAAAUGCUUUCCGUAGAUAUUUUCAGUUAGGCCUCAGAAAAAUCCCUGGGAGGCUGGUAUUGCAGAUAUUUCCCUGUUUUUUAGAUAUCGAGAUUGAGAGUCAGAGGUUUGCUCCCAUGGUCACAUGGACACUCAGAUCCAGGUCUUCCUGACCCCCAUCCCAGUGCUUGGUCCACUAUGCCAUGUAGCACCAUAUAUGGCUUUGUAAUUAGGGUUCUGAUGUGGGUCAAGUCAACUCUCGGUGCAUGAGACCCUAAAUCUAGGAUCUUUUUUAAUGGUAAAAUGUCUCCUUUUCAGGAAGGUUCGAUUUCUGAAUAAGUAGCAUUCAGAUCUACUUAUUCUCCAUUGGACUCUAGAAUCAGUAGCUGGCCUACUGAAAAUCCUCUUAGUUUAAUUUGGAAGAACACUUCCUGUGAUAUCACCUUUCAAACAUGCUCAACACUGGCUUACCAGUUGCAGCUUAGAGACAAGCGAUUGGGGGUGCAAUUGGCCUUGCCUUCUUGCAGAAGUAAGGUUUGUUGAAACAUUCCUGGCUUUCAGAAUAGUUACCCAAGAUUGCACAAUGAGUGUUAAAUUGGCCUUGUCUAAUUGACACAGUGCUGUAGGUAUCUGUGACAUACCAGGCCCUCCUGUAUACAUCUUCAAUGAUUUUUUUUUUGUCAAUUGCCUUUGCAAAAACAAAAACAAAAAAGACCCAAAGCUAAAAGAGCAUCUAUUCAGAGUUGUUAUAAUGAUAAGCCUUAUGGAAGAUUGCUGUGUAUUAUCUUUUAGCCUAGAUUCUUUGGAACUGAAUACUUGAAGACAUUCCUGGAGGGAAGAGAUUAUAAAUGCAAGUUUAAGGGGCAAGUGGUAUAUUUUUGCAGUUUGUGUGAGAAAUAUGUUGAACAAAGUGUGUUAGGGGAAGCUUGGAGCAUCAAAACUAAACUUAUGCAGAAAACCUUAUUAAAUAUAUUAUUUAAAAUGCC